CCUUUGGUUUGCUUAUUUCUUUUCAAUACAAAAAAUGGCUGCUUUGCAACAAAAUUUUUCAAAAAUGAUUUCUGCACAGCUACGCAACAAAGCAAACGACUUUUUAAACUCAAGAAAAAAUGCGAAUAAUCUUGCCGAUAUCAUACAAUUGUUCGAGGCUGAAACAGAAAACUUUACAUCCGUACUUCUUGCGAUUGAAGUCAUAUUCACUGAGUUACUGAAAAGAGGUGAUCUUUUACAAGUGGUUGUGCCGUUAAAGCCAGCAGCAGAUCAAUCUCCCGAAGCCCAAUAUAAGAUAUGGCUGAAUGAAUGCUAUGAGACAGCACUUACUCAUGCUUUACAAUGUGUAAAAAAAGGAAAAAUAACUUCACGUCUCCAAGCCCUGGUUACUUUAUGUAAGCUGAUGCAGGCUGAAGGGAAUUAUCCUCUUGAGCCUAUGAAUGGUUAUUAUUUUCCUUCAGUCAGAUUGAAGAAUAUAUUUAAUGCUUUGUUGGACUCUGAAAUACCAAUGUCGGCACCCAUAACCCGUUUUCAAGAAUUUACUGAAUACAGGGAUGUGCAACAGGUUGGUCUAAAGGUCUUAACAACACUGGCAUACCGCAAGUCUCCAACACAUGUUUUUAUACAGAAUUAUCUAGAGCUUUUAGAUAAACUACUUGCAUUGGAGAUCCCAACAGAAGUAAAAAAUGCCAAAGGGAGGGAAGAUGAUAAAGAAGAUAAAGUUCUUUGCAGUAGUAAAGGUAAACAAUUUCCAUUCAGUCCAGUAUCAUGCAAGCGGUAUGCAAAUCGUUGUUGGGGAUUUGCCUGUCAGUGGUCUCUGUGUGAAGACCCAAAAACACACAGACGUGCCCUAAUGUUGUUAGUAGAGAGACUCAUGCCAUUGCUAAAUAAGCCACAGCUUGCUACUGACAUGCUCUGUGACAGUUUGGAUGCUGGUGGUCCUAUCAGCAUGUUAGGACUUCAGGGUGUGUUAGAGUUGGUCCGUCACCACAAUAUCUCAUACCCGGAUAUAUAUGACCGGCUCUAUGCUAUGUUUGAGCCUGAAAUGUUCGCCACGCGCUAUAAAAAGCGGCUGAUGCAUUUGGCGGAUAUAUUCCUCAGUUCUACACAUUUACCAGAAAGUCUCGUAGCGGCAUUUGCUAAGCGCAUUUCUCGCUUAGCACUCGUGGCUUCACCCGACGACGCCCGUAGUUUGUUGCAAAUCGUCGCUAAUUUGCUGCUUCGUCAUCCAGCCCUUAAGAGGAUGAUCUGCUCUGAAGAUUCACCAGCUAUCAUGUCAAACGACCCCUACGUAAUGGAAGAGACAACCGCAUCUCGAUCCCGUGCACUUGGCUCUUCAUUAUGGGAAGUCCGAGCUCUUUGUCGUCACUGGGCACCGGAAGUCAUCAGUGCUGCUACACGAGUUCUGGCUUCGCAUGAUGCAAGGGAUCCGCCGCUUUCGUUGGCCCCGCCUGAUGAUAAUGAGCAGUUUGAAGCGGAACUGAAGAAAAGAUUUAAGACUAUAGAAAUCAACUUUAUUCGGCCAGAUGGAAUGUGUAUCCCAAGUGGAGAACGACUAAUGACCUACUGGAAUUUAACUGCUUAGAAAAAGGUAUGAUUUGGUUCAAUAUUUGUAAAUCCCUCCGAAUAACAGAAACAAGUUCUUGUAUUUGCAAUUGAAUAUGUGCCACCAUGGCUAUUAUUAUCAUUUAGUGAUUGGUUGUUUUACUGUAUAUUAAUUAUUUGACAUCAUGUUAAGGUGACAGUCAGUCACACCAUGUAUCUGGAGAUAUUGCCUCUUCAUCUGCUAUUUAGUAAAAUACGAAACGAUAAUAUGGAAGUUUUCUUUUUCUAAUAUGAGAUCUGAUAAAGCGGAUAAGGCAUAAUUCUUUGUAAUCCAAACCAAACCUGGUAAAUCACUUAUUGAUACAAAAUAGUUCAUGACAAAGUAGCCUCUUUGAAUAGAAUUAUUUUUCUUAUAAAUUAUUGAAACAAUAGAAUUUGAUUUUUUUUUAUUUUGUUUCCAAAUUCCACUUAUUCUGUGGUGCUUUGAAAAUCCACUGAUCGAUUUAUAUUUGAUCACUGGAUUUUAAAAGUCAAAUGACCAAAUAUAUUAAUAAGAUUUUUUUACAAAUUUUUCAUUAAAAUACAAAAAACAGUAGUUUUUUAUAACAAUCAAAAGAUAAUAGUUAAAUUGUCGUAUUUAUUUUAUAAUUACGGAGAUGUAGGGUCUGUUUCACAAUGUCCGGAUAAGUUCCAAAUCUAUUUAUUACUUAUUGAUAGCAUAAACUAGUGUUAGUUGCGUUUUACUAUUUGUCAUGAAAUGCGAAGUAUCUUAUUCGGAUCUUUUAUCUUUCGAAUAAUUUGUGUGUUGCAUAGCUAUUUGGUACUUUAUCCAUACAUUGUGAAACAGGCCUUUAGCGAUUCAAAAAUCUGAAAGAGUUGUAUAUGGGAGAAAUAGGUAUUAAAAAAUAUCCAUUUCACAUGUGUGAGUCGUUUUUGUGUCUAUUUCUAAGCAUUUUAUAAAAGGCAGUUCAAUCCGUCACCCAUCAUUAUUGAAAUACGAUUAAUAAACUUAAUUUUAAAUUUGGUGUUUUUAUAUUUAAUACAUGUGUAUUAUGUCUAUCUGUUUUUUAUUAUAUUUCUGUGAUCGCGUUAUGCAAUUUUUUUUUAGAAAGGAAUAUGAUUCCGUUAUUAAGUGAAAAUUGUGUUUUUUGCUAUUUCCAAUAUGUGGGUAGUUAUAGACAAAGUAGACAUUUGUUAAAAUCUCGUUUUUAUUUUUCUACGACUUCAAGAAACCGAAGGAGUCAGUUUGACUCAUUACGAUUAUUUGCCAAUUAAUUUUAUUGUUUUGUGCAUUUAGAAAUAAGAAUAUUAUUUCAGUGUGAUAGGAAUAUAGAUAGUUAAGAAUUAGGAUUAUUUCGUUGUUUUUAAGGCACUAACAUUUGCGAUAUAUUUUGCACUGUUAAGUAGUAUAAGCACCUUCUAUAUAUUUAUAAAACUGCUUGCGACAUCUUUACUAGUUUUGUUUAACGCCUGCGUAAUAAAUUGCGUAUGAGUAAAAAGCUUUUGUUUUGACAAUAUACGCACAAUGACCAUAAUUGUUCUAGUUUCGUUGAAAGUAAAAAACAGCGAUCUUAUAUAUAGUAUGUUCUUUGAUAGUAUGUGAGAAUAUAUUUUUCUGUCAAUACAAAAAUCAAGUGCAUAUAUUAAUCUAUUAUAAUAAAGUUUUUAUGAUUUUGUGAAUAAAUAGACAGUUCCAAUAACUUACAAGAAUGAAAUAAUAUGGAAAUCUUGACUAUUUGAAAUACGUUUCAAAUGAAAUAUAUUUAUUUUACCCUUAAUCUAUUUAAUACUGUAAAAAAUUAAAAUAGCAAAGAUUAGAACUUAUCUAGAAAAAUCAACGUAUCUGAAAAGUAUGACUGCUCAGCGGGGAGAUUAUGAUAAAGGUAUUAUGGACUGAGCACUUUUUGAUACAUGAGUAUAAAAUUAUUGGAAUUUAAAGAAAAACACUAUCGGAUUGAAGUUAUGUAUUAUUGUAAACUUAUAAUUAUUUAAACAUAAUUUUAAAUUUAACCGACGUUUCGCUCGCUUUUUUACAGCGUGCGUAGUCAUGGUGACCAUUAUGAAUUAUGUUUAAAUAAUUAUAAGUUUACAAUAAUACAUAACUUCAAUCCGUAAAGUGUUUUUCUUUAAAUGUGUAAAAGUUAUAUUAAUAAAAGACAAUACUAUUUUAUUAUUGGAAUUGUCUAUAAUUUAAAUGUUAUAAUAAUCUUCCAGUGAAUCUUAUGUAACGCUUCUCAUUCCAGUCCUUUUUUUUAUUUACUGAAAUUUGACUAUAAGAUUAAGAAUGUGUGUACUUUGAAAAUUACAUUGUUGGAAUUUAUAAUCCCAAUUUCUUGAUGUGUCCCUGUUAAUAGUAAAUACGUUUAAUAGAACUGUCGAUUGACUUACCGGAAAUAAUUUUAUUAUUAGACAUAACCGCCAUAUUAUUAUUUGUGCCUCGCAGUUAGGAUCACAGGUGCGGAAUCCGAAUUAAGUUUGCCAAUAGAAAAAAAAGCCUAUAUUUAUAACUUUCACCGGCUAGAUAGUCUCAAUUAAGAACCUGUAUAGUUAAAACAAAACCACCGAGUGCCACAUUUUUAAUUGAAAUACAAAUAUCUAUAUAGAAAAAGAAAUAUCAUUCAUAUAUUGUUAGAAAAAACUUCUAGAAUUGCAAAGAUAUUUAAACUGAGAUGAAAAUACGCAUUCAUGUGUUUUGUGAUACUUUGGCAAAAGAAUCUCACUGUAGUGGUACCGUAAAAAGAAUUUACCAAUCUGAUUGUGAAUUAGUCACUAUUCUGUCAAAGUUUAUACUUUUGAAAAACUGUUAUCAAGAUAUUCAGUACUUCUUUCAUAACACAGUAUUGAGUAGAUGUGACGAAGAAAUCAGUGAUAUCUACGCGAUCACUCAAAAUAUAUUCAUAAAUUAUCCACUUAAUUAUAAAAAUUAAUGGUUUGAAGUGCUCCAGUUUCUUAAGUAUUUCCUUGUUGCUAUCUUCAUUGACAUUUGAAAAAAAAUUGACAGAAAUGCAUGCUAUGUUUAGUGGUGCAAUAAGGCCGAUUUAGUUUUUAUGAGGUUUGUCCUGAUUUCUCAGGACUUUUGUGGUACCAAUACAAAAUUAUAAUCCCUCCGCACCUGUGAUGUGAUUUAUGUAACAAAUUACUGUUAGGUUAGGUUAUUAUUAUAUGUUUGAUUAUGUUAAAUAAAUUAUGUUUAAAA
This is a messenger RNA of Pieris rapae (cabbage white), 4741 nucleotides long. RefSeq names its product nucleolar complex protein 4 homolog B. The transcript is spliced from 10 exons. The record is from RefSeq and is a predicted model, not a curated record. Gene Ontology annotation, biological process: ribosome biogenesis. Gene Ontology annotation, cellular component: nucleolus; small-subunit processome; Noc4p-Nop14p complex. Lineage: Eukaryota; Metazoa; Arthropoda; Insecta; Lepidoptera; Pieridae. Bases 35 to 1585 code for a protein of 516 amino acids.